Ceratosolen solmsi marchali is the source of this 3927-nucleotide messenger RNA. Its product is annotated as mitogen-activated protein kinase kinase kinase 15-like. The transcript is spliced from 18 exons. Lineage: Eukaryota; Metazoa; Arthropoda; Insecta; Hymenoptera; Agaonidae. Gene Ontology annotation, molecular function: ATP binding; protein kinase activity; protein binding. The record is from RefSeq and is a predicted model, not a curated record. Gene Ontology annotation, biological process: protein phosphorylation; MAPK cascade. Bases 8 to 3454 code for a protein of 1148 amino acids.
GGCGCAUAUGAAAGAGAAAUUUCUAGCGGAUUUGCGUAAGACUCGGGAAACGCUUACCGGUGUGGAACUUGCAAAAGCAGUUACUAAUAUGAGAAAGAGAUUAGACGAUCGUAACGUCUUAUCCGGAGAAGUCAUCCUAAACGUGCUCAUUUCAUUUAGAGAUAUACAGGAUUAUGACGCAAUGGUUCAGCUUAUCGAUGAUUUGCGAACAGUGCCCAAUCAUAAAAAUUCUAUAAAUACACCGGCUGUUCUGUUUCUUUAUGCGUUUGCUUUGAAUCGCAGACAAAAGGACGGGGAUCGUGAAAGAGCAUUAAUGGUCAUUGAGGAGGCCUUAGAGAAAAAGGAGAAUUACGUUCCUGAUAUGUUAUGUUUGUGUGGUAGAAUUUAUAAAGAUAUGUUUGUCGAAAGCCGUCAUACGGAUAAAGAGAGUUUGAACAAUGCUAUAUUCUGGUAUAGAAAGGGUUUCGAGGUUCAACCUAACGAAUAUGCCGGAAUAAAUUUAGCUACUCUCUUGGUCAUUGCAGGCAAUGAAUUUUCAAAGAGUGACGAGCUUCAGCAUAUCGGCAUGGUACUGAAUAAUCUAAUAGGGAAAAAGGGCAGCUUGUCGAGUUUAAAGGAUUAUUGGGGUGUAGCGACAUUUUUUGAGAUUAGCGUUCUCGCCGAAGAUUACUCAAAAGCUAUCAAAGCCGCAGAAUAUAUGUUUAAAUUGAAACCCCCAAAUUGGUAUUUGAAGUCAACGAUAGGAAACAUAACUCUUAUCGAUAGGUUUCGAAAAGAGAACGAGGACACGGAAAUUUCUCCCAAAGAGCAGAUUUUUAAUUUUUGGAUGGAUUAUUUCGUCGAAGCAACAAAAUCCGAAGUUGGUAAUAGCAUUAGAUUUCCGGUUGUCGUCCUGGAGCCAACAAAAAUUUUGAUGCCAAGCUACGUAAUAGUAAAUCUUGGAGCCGAAGAAAAAUCGAUUCAAAUUACAAAUUUGUGCUUGGAAAGUAUGAACCACAACUGCAAACAAGUUCACGAUUGGCUCUUCAGUGCAAAUAUGAUACGUAGUGUUAGUUUAUACAAAAGAGACGAACGAUGCAUGUUUUUAUAUGUUCGUGAAAAUUCCGAUGAUUUUCAAAUGUAUUUACCAUCGGUUCAAUGUAGACAAAGAUUUUAUGAUCUUGUUUUAGAAAUGACGCGAGAUCAAGAGGGAAUGGUUACCGAUCUAGAUGCUUAUAUGGCCGACGAUACUGCAAAAGUCAAGUUCGAGUACGAGUUGGAUGAAGAAAAUAAACGAAUUGUUCUUGGUAAAGGCACUUACGGUAUCGUUUACGCGGCACGAGAUCUGAAUACGCAAGUACGAAUCGCUGUUAAAGAAAUUCGGGAAAAAAAUCUUGGUGAUGUGCAACCGUUGCAUGAAGAAAUUAAGUUGCACAGUCAACUGAGACAUCGAAAUAUCGUUCAAUAUUUGGGCUCGGUGAGCGAGGAUGGAUUUUUCAAAAUUUUUAUGGAACAGGUUCCCGGAGGAAGUAUAUCAGCUUUACUCCAAUCAAAAUGGGGCCCUUUAAAAGAAAACGAAUCGACUAUUUCCUAUUAUACCAAACAAAUCUUGGAAGGAUUAAAGUAUUUGCACGAUCAAAAAAUUGUCCACAGAGAUAUAAAAGGUGACAAUGUACUGGUAAACGCUUACAGCGGAGUCGUUAAAAUUUCUGAUUUUGGUAUGUCAAAGAGAUUGGCUGGUUUAUGUCCAAGUACAGAAACAUUUACUGGAACUUUACAAUAUAUGGCUCCUGAAGUUAUCGACAAAGGCCAACGUGGAUAUGGAGCACCGGCUGAUAUUUGGUCUCUAGGCUGUACGGUAGUUGAAAUGGCAACUUGUAAGCCUCCAUUCGUUGAAUUAGGAUCACCACAAGCAGCUGUCUUCAAGGUGGGCUACUACAAAAUACAUCCGGAAAUACCAUCAGAAUUAUCGGAUCGAGCGAAAAAUUUUAUAUUACGUUGUUUUGAAACGAACCCCGAUAUGAGGGCGACGGCUGCCGAAUUAUUAGAAGACACUUUUCUUUCAGAAAAAAAGAAAGCCCUAAGAUUGGUUGCGCCUCCAGAUUUUAGUCGUAGUAUAUCAGUACCUGCGGAAAAACCAGAAAAACUUUUAAAAAAUGACCAAACGAAUAAUGGUCACAUUGUUAGUCCAACUCCAAUACUGGCUUCGCAAUCGGACGACAGUGUCGUACAUAAUGGAGGGUUGACAAAAUUAUGUCGAUUAAAGGAACUCAGUCCAGCACAUCUUCUUUCUCCUAUUAGCAUGCCGACUGCAAAUCUUUCAUAUAGCAGUUGUAGCACAAUAGGAACAACACCUUCGGUAGAAACAAACGUGUCCGAGACAGUCAAAAAAAAUUCUAUGACAAGAAGAAGCUCAUCGGGUGCUCUCGUAUCACCCGCAGUACAACUUACAGGCCCAUUAGUAGCAAAGGCUGAAGAGAGAGGAGAGGAUUUCUGUUUGCCGAAGAAGGAUAGCCAGAUACGAAUGACACUUACGCGAGUAUUGAGCCAAGACGAGACGAGGAUAUGUACACUAUGGAUGAAGAGCAUUCAAGUGGAUGUGGGACAAAAGUCUUUGUUAAAAAUGAACGACUUAGAAACAUUGUUAAGGGUACUUAGGGACUACAUUUCCGAACAGAACAAAGAUGCCGUGAUGGUAGCCAUUAAUAAACUAAAAGAAGAAUUGGAUUUCGAUUCAACGACUAUUAAUCAAUUACAUUUGGCCAUUUACUCGUUCCAAACUGCGGUAAACGCAGUUCUAAGAACGCACAGCAUAAAACCUCCUUGGAUGUUCGCUUUUGAUAAUCUUGUGAGAAAUGCCGUCCAAGCUGCUAUGGCAGUCUUAUCUCCAGAAUUAGGAGACAAUUUACUUGGCCAGGAGCGGUCUCGAUCAACAGGCAGCGAAUGUAUAGAAAGCGGAUCAACUUCUGGAGUUUCCACUGUCGAUUUUGUAAAGUCUCGGAAAGCUGGCGAUUCGUUUGAUAAUAAUAAAUAUUGGCACGACUAUGAGGAUCAAAUGGAGCCUAGUAAAAUGGAAAGUACGAAGUUAUUGUACGAAUUACUCGAGAGCCAGAAAGCUUAUCAGAGUAUCUUAUAUCAAGCGUUGGAGGAACAAAAAGCCCAGUUGGAAACAUUAACUGGAUUGUGCAAUAAUAUCGAUAGAAAAAUGUUUAAAAGAAACAUUGGUAUACCACAAAUAAGUAUUUUAGAUCGAGAUAACGAGUCGACCCCAGAUGCGCAAUUAAUAAUUUGGAUGCAGACAUUGAAAAUAGAUAGCGAAACCAUUGAAAGGUUCAUUCAGGAGGAAUAUAAAUUGGAAGAUAUUCUAAUCUAUCUUACGCGAGAUGAUCUACGUAGACUCAAUUUGAAAGGUGGCAUUGAACUUAGGAUAUGGAAGGCUAUAAUUGCACAUCGAAAAGAUGCACAACAAAACUAAAAAGCAAAAACUGCAGAAGAAAUUUUCUAAUCGUAGAAAUACUAAUUAUCGUACUGACUUGCUAACUUAUUCAAUAAUUGCGCAUUUGACUUAGUCAGUUAUCAAAUGCAUAAAAGAAAUUUCAUUAUAAAAGUGAAAGUGCCUUAACCAGUGAUUAAUAUUAUUAAUAUUAAAAAUAAGCCGUCUACAAUUUUUAUGGCAGCUUUUAAAUGCAACGUAAAAGAGCCAUGGCAAUCUUAUUGAGCCAAUUUAUUUUUUGUACAAAACACUAUACCAGCAAUUUCGAGAUGCGUCUUCCAUUGAUAAAAAAUAUAAUCUAUUGAUCUCCUACGAUAUAUAUUUCAUCGGUUCGGCGAUGUUCAGCGGCGAGGGUUUCGAUGUUCUCGACUUUGCGUUGCUUCUUCCUGCGUUUUAUGUUGCAAUAACGUUGGGUCUGGCCGUAGGCGCGAUCACGAAAACCCCAAAGAGGAAGA